This is a messenger RNA of Malassezia japonica, 2442 nucleotides long. RefSeq names its product apyrase (gene YND1). Gene Ontology annotation, cellular component: Golgi apparatus. Lineage: Eukaryota; Fungi; Basidiomycota; Malasseziomycetes; Malasseziales; Malasseziaceae. Gene Ontology annotation, molecular function: GDP phosphatase activity; UDP phosphatase activity. Gene Ontology annotation, biological process: UDP catabolic process. The record is from RefSeq and is a predicted model, not a curated record. The transcript has a single exon. The coding region runs from base 1 to 2442 and encodes 813 amino acids.
AUGAGCGCCGAGGAAGCAGAAUGGCACGCACACCGUAAUUAUGCAGUGGUGGUCGACGCCGGCUCCUCCGGUUCGCGCCUCAUGGUCUAUUCGUGGCGCGAUGUGGAGUGGGAGCGCAGCGUGCGUACUGAGAAAAACCUCCCUUUGGACAUUCUGCCGACGGUCGAGAAGGGGACGUGGGAGAAUUCGGACCGAGAGUGGCAGGUGAAAGUUGAGCCUGGUCUCUCGUCGUUCGCAGGUCACACACACGACCUGCAAGCGUACCUGGAGGACCUCUUUUCGCACGUCCAGGCCGUGGUGCCCCCUGAUGCAUGGUCACGUACGCCGAUCCACGUCCUUGCGACUGCCGGUAUGCGCAUGGUCCCUGUCGCCCGGCGGAAAGCGAUCUUGCAAGAAACAUGCCGUGUUUUGCGCACACUCCCUUUUUCGGUCCCUGACGAGAACGAUGCAAACACCGUGGACUCUGACAGUGUGUGUGGCGGCCAAGUACGAGUGAUCUCUGGCGAGGAAGAAGGCUUGUUUGGCUGGAUUGCGAUCAACUACCUCAUGGACGGGUUCUCGACAUCGAGCGCCGAGGUGCCUGCCGGCGAUAUUGCGUCCAAGGUGGGCAGCACGACGUAUGGCUUCCUCGACAUGGGCGGGGCCAGCACGCAAAUCGCUUUUGAGCCGUCCCAAGAGGCGCUUGCGACGCCGACCAACGGCACGGAGCAGGCGUCCUCGCCACAGCAGAACGACCUCUUUGACGUCAAUUUCCGGCGGCUGGACUCGUCGGUUGUCAAGCACCAGGUGUUUGUGACGACCUUUUUGGGAUUCGGCACGAAUGCGGCGCGCACACGCUACCUUGACGCCCUUGCAGCCGGGCACGAGGCGAGUACACCGCUCCCCGACCCCUGCCUGCCCAAGAACCUGCGCCUGGUGUCGGACGGAGCCGCGGUGAUAGGAACCGGCUCGUUUUCCGAGUGCCUUGCGCUGCAGCAGCCGCUGCUGGACCGCGACGCAGAGUGCUCGCACCCUCCCUGUCUCUUCCACGGCGUGCAUGUUCCCGCUAUCGACUUUAAGAGCAACCAGUUUAUUGGCGUGUCCGAGUACUGGUACAGCUCGCACGACGUCUUUAACCUGGGCGGCACCUAUGACUACACGACCUACCAGAAAGCCGCACAGGACUUUUGCGCGGAAGAGUGGCCCGUGCUCGAGGCCAAGCUUUCGCAGAAGCACUACAAGGAUCAGGUUACGCUCUCGCGCCUGCAGAUGCAGUGUUUCAAGGCGGCGUGGGUCGUUACCGUUUUGCACGAAGGCCUGCGCCUGCCCCGUCUGGGCGACGCAAAUGCGCGCCUCAAUGCCACCGAUCAUGCUCAAGAUGUCCCCGAGAAAGCCAACGACAAGAACCUGUUCCAGAGCGUGAAUGAUGUGCGUGGUCUCGGCGUGAGCUGGGCGCUUGGCAAGGCGAUCCUCGAAGCGAGUACCGACAUUCCCGCGGCGCCGUGUGCGUCGUGCGGCCUCACGAUGCAAGAGCCCGAGCGUGGUGCGUUUGAAGCGGCCAUGUCGCUGCGACCCACGACGCAGCUCUCCGAUACCCCCUGGCUCGCAAGCAUCCUGUUCCUGGCUACGUGCCUUGGCCUAGCUGUACUUGGCUAUCGUUUUUUCGUACGCCGCCGCAGCGGCGCGUGGACGCCGCUGCCGACGAGCGAUGGGAGCCGCCGCAGCGAGGCGUGGAACGACAAGAUGGACGACGCGACGCACGCCGUCGUCAUCCACGACGAUGACGCGUGGAGCGACACGCCGGAAGCGAGUGAUGGGCCGUCGCGCCCUCCCCGCCGGCACACGCGCCGCAAGUCGCACCGCAAAGGCAUCUGGUCCAAGGUCGUCCACGGCACAGCGACGUACGCCUCGCGCCAGCUGCAGCGCGUCGUCGCUCGCGACGUCCUGCCCACGUCGCUGCGCGCCGACGAGCCGAGCGGGAGUCGGCGGCCGUCGGCGGUGCGCAUCGUGCCGCACCGCCUGCGAGACGUGCAGUACGAGCAGCUUUCGCGCGACGGGUACCCCCGCGUCCCCGCGCCGUGGGCCACUGCUUUAAUGAGCGGCUCGCGCUCACCGACGUCGCCCAUGACCCCCGUCGCCCCCCUAUCUCGGCCCGUGUCUCCCCACGGGCGCGCGUCGCGUGUGGCAUCCCCCCACCCCGAACGCAGUGCAAGUACGCCUCCCGCGCGCACGCGCAAUGCGGCUGUGGCCAGCGGCAUCCUGUAUAGUUCGCGCCCUCCUUCGCGCGGCCCCUCGCCCAUGACACUGGACACACGGCGGACGUCCAACAGCAGUGCCGCUGCGCCCUCCCCCAGCUGGCUGGCGCCGCCCGACUCGCGCGUACGCUCACCGCUGGACGCACGCAUGCGCUCGCCUACCGAGACCGUCCCCCGCUCGCCCGCCGGCGAUUCGUUUGCGCCGUAG